CUGGUUGAGGAGUCACCAAACUUUUGCAGCGGCUGUGGCGAGAGGCUUUAUCACGCAUCUUGCAUCGGAGACACUUCACUCCCAUUGAAUAAAUGUCGGCUUGAUGACCAUUAAAAGGGUGGUUUGAAGCCAUACCGUGGAAAAACUAUUUUCCUAACAACAGACCCUGACGCUACUGCCACAAAGUCUGCUCAAUCAAGCUGUUAAAAAAAUGAAGGACUUUAACAAAGAUCUAAAAGAUGGACCUUUCCUUCUUCUGUAUCCGGAUGGCACUGAGGUCAUUACUGUCCCUGGAACACAAAGACCAUUUACACUUGAGGCUUAUAAGGCUGAAGUUGGCAAGCCUUAUCAAAGAAUCAAUGUUUUCAUCUGCUUGAAGAGUGACUUUGAAGAUGUUGGAGAAAACUCAGACUUGUCUGACUCUGACCCAGAGAUUGUUAUUAAAAGGCCCUCUGAGUUUGAUCUUGCUGAUACAUUGCCAUGGGAACUUCAACAUGAAAGCAGUCCUUUACAGAAAGCAGCAGAAUAUGAGAAGGGUGCUGGGGAUCUUGUGCUUGCUAAUGAAGUACAACAGGUCCUGAAAGCUGAAUCAGAGGAGUCUUUGCAUAAUCUUAUUUUGCAAAACAGCACAAUCUUCCAAACUGCUGGAUGCCUCAGAAACGUCAAGCCUUUUGAGAAACAAGCAUUUGUGGAGGAGUACCUCAGAUGGUACAUCCUUGAAAGAAACCAAAGUGUCAUUCAACGAUUUAAAGAUGGACUGGAAAGUCUGAAUUUUUUAAGUGCACUGCAACAAAAUUCCAGUGUGCUGGCCCCACUCCUAUGCUUCUCUGCCAAGGCCCUGACUGCUUCAGAACUGGAGAGCAUGUUCAGACCAGAUCUCAGCCCAGCAGGAAGCAACAAGCGGCAUAAGGAGGUCCUAACACUUGGCUUUUGGGCAGAUUAUCUCCUUGAUUGUGAAGAGAAGGCAACAGCAGUGUGUCUGGAAGAUUCGAUGAUGUUUGCCACAGGGCUGACGGCAGUUCCACCGGCAGGAAUGACACCACCACCACGCAUCCAGUUUUUAAGUGUUUCGCCUUUUCCAGUUUCAAACACCUGUGCAAAUACUCUGAAGCUACCCAUCUGUGACUCAUACAGCAUCUUUAAGGCCAACAUGGACUUUGGAAUUCAAAAUGCUCCAGGAUUUGGAUGUUCUUAAAUCAGCAAGGUCAUCAAGUUACAGUUACUGAGUUACCCUGUUAGGUUCAGCUGCCGUUGGCAUACUACUUAACACAUUUAUGUGACAAGCAACUUCCAUAUUGUUAAACAUUUAGUUGUUUUUCUGAAUAUUGUGUAUGUUGGAAAAGUGACAGAAAUGCUGGACACUAUUUGUAAAUGGUUUUAUUAAAGAACAUUUUAAAUGUUU
Messenger RNA from Oreochromis aureus, 1402 nucleotides. RefSeq names its product G2/M phase-specific E3 ubiquitin-protein ligase-like. The coding region runs from base 212 to 1195 and encodes 327 amino acids. Lineage: Eukaryota; Metazoa; Chordata; Actinopteri; Cichliformes; Cichlidae. The transcript has 8 exons. The record is from RefSeq and is a predicted model, not a curated record. Gene Ontology annotation, molecular function: ubiquitin-protein transferase activity.